Geodia barretti is the source of this 891-nucleotide messenger RNA. NCBI's taxonomy places the organism in Eukaryota, Metazoa, Porifera, Demospongiae, Tetractinellida, Geodiidae. The record is from the annotation of a GenBank genome assembly.
AUGGCUACGGUUGAGGGUUCACUCUGGCUGGAGUAUAGUUUCCUGAAAGCAAUUUAUCUGGCCGCGGAGGUUACGAUGAAAUUCGGGGCUAUCAGCAACUCCUGGCGAAAUCAGCUUGACGAUACCAGCUUGGGCGACCUGAUUGCCCGGGCCCAGGAUCAGGGAGCCCGGCAUGUUGAACUGCGUCAAACUUGCCUGGCGGACGGUGAAUCGGGUACCGGGGACGAUUGGCGGCCCAAUUUGGAAACAUUGGCGGAAGUCGUGGUCCGGUUUCCCAGUUUGAGUUUUGACCUGGCGGUCGCUCUACCCUGCCUGACCAGCGAUAUUGACCCCAAGGGCGGCUUGUUCCAGUCGCAACUGGAGGCGGCCCGCCUGGUGGGCGGCGACUCACCGCAUUUGCGGACGGUCGAUCCCGCCACCACCGACGAACCGUGGGAAGCUCCAGCCGCCGUGUCAGAAGAGGUCCGGCGCAUCGUGCCGUUGGUUCAGGAAGCGGCCCGACAGGGAGUCACGUUCUCGAUGGAAAACUCGGGACAACCGUUGCGGUCGAUGGGUCUGCUGGUUCAGGAGGCGCGCUCCCAAAUGACGGAUAGCGCCGGCCAAUACCUGGGGUUGUGUCCCGACCCGACCAACCAGCUGCGACGGCAUCCCGACAGCAAUCCCCUGGACGAAUUGGCGGCUUUGCCCGCUGAUUUCAUCAAGAUUGUACAUUUCAAACAGGCCCGCGAUGGAGUCGCCCUGGAGAGCGUUGAAGACGGGGACCUGGAUUGUAGGGCGAUGGUGCGCAUCCUGCAGGGCAAAGCCUACGACGGCGCAGCGAUUAUGGAGAUCCCGUCAUCGGACGGCGUGUUUGACAAUCUGGCGGCGAGUUUCGCUUAUCUGGAAGGUUGA